AUGCAAUCGUCCAGCUCAAGUGCUUCCAGCAGUAGACAUGUGUCAAUCGUGGAACUUUUGUCCACGCCUCCCAAUGCCAACACGAAUAAUAGCCUGGCUUCAGGACCCUCGAACGGUAAUCUGAGCGCAGGUACGAACGGAAUUGCGCCAAAUAUCAGUUUGACUUCCGCUUCGAAUCCAAGUCUAAUCAACAAUUCAAAUUCAAACCCAAACAUGAGCCCAGGUCUCAACGGGAACGACAUCGAUAGUAUCAGCAGCGGUAUCAGCAGCACCAGCGCGACGAGUCUCGCCAGUUUGCACCAGCAAGCCGCAGCCGCAGGCGUAGAAAACUCUCUCCCGGAAUACCAACAACAACAGCAGCAGCAGCAGCAACAGGCGAACGCAUUCAUGUCCCCCUCACCGGCCCUCUCAGCCCUCGAUUCGCACACUGUGUCGCGUACCAACUCAGAAUCGUCCUUCGACACCCAGCUCUCGAGAAUCCACACCACCAAGUGGCAGCUCAUCCCCUUGUCGCAGCUCAUCGAACAAAACAAAUUGAUCUUCAUCAACGGAUCGAUGUCCGUCGAAGAGGCGUUCAACACCUUGGUCAAACACAACUUGACGUCGUUGCCCGUCGAAAAGUUCCCAGACGACAUGGACUGUCUCACCUUCGACUACAACGACUUGAACUCGUACUUGCUCUUGGUACUCAACAAGAUCACCGUAAACAACGCAGAAGUCACCAGACAGUGCCAGCUGGGACAACCGGUCCCCGUCGGAGAAAUCGUCAAGCUCACCCCGAAAAACCCCUUCUACAAAUUGCCCGAGCAAGAAAACUUGUCCACCGCAAUGAUGAUCCUUGGAUCUGGUGUCCACAGAGUCGCCAUCACCAACCAGGAAAAUACAAAGAUUAAAGGUAUCCUAUCGCAGCGCAGACUGAUCAAGUACCUCUGGGACAACGCCAGAUCGUUCCAGAACUUGGAACACCUGUUCCAAAAGACGUUGAAAGACCUCAAGAUUGGCGUAUUAGACACUCACGCAAAACCAACUACAAGGCAAUCAAGAAUUAUCUCCAUCCAGGGCGACGAAUUGUUGAUCAUGGCCCUCUUCAAGAUGCACACGGAACGUAUUUCCUCCAUCGCAGUAAUAGACCACCAGGGCAACCUCUUGGGGAACAUCUCCGUAACAGACGUCAAACACAUCACCAGAACCUCCCAGUACCCGCUCUUGCAGAACACCUGCUUGCACUUCAUCAGCGUCAUCCUAGACAAGAGAGGUAUCGAAAUGGGUAAGGACUCUUUCCCUAUCUUCCACGUGUAUCCAACCUCCUCCUUGGCAAGAACAAUCGCAAAACUAGUCGCUACAAAGGCUCACAGAUUGUGGAUCGUACAGCCUUCUGGCGAUACUCCGGUAGAUAGUGAAAAGGAUAAACGCUCCGGUAAAUUGAUCGGUGUCGUCUCUUUGACUGAUAUCUUGGGCUUGCUAGCAAGACACCAGACAGAGUUCAAACAAGUCGACCCGCUAACUGCAAGAAGACAAAGAGGAAGUAUCGUAUGA
Kluyveromyces marxianus DMKU3-1042 is the source of this 1536-nucleotide messenger RNA. RefSeq names its product protein SDS23 (gene SDS23). Bases 1 to 1536 code for a protein of 511 amino acids. Gene Ontology annotation, biological process: regulation of mitotic metaphase/anaphase transition; cellular response to glucose starvation. Gene Ontology annotation, molecular function: protein serine/threonine phosphatase inhibitor activity. The record is from RefSeq and is a predicted model, not a curated record. The transcript has a single exon. Lineage: Eukaryota; Fungi; Ascomycota; Saccharomycetes; Saccharomycetales; Saccharomycetaceae.